This is a messenger RNA of Phaeodactylum tricornutum CCAP 1055/1, 379 nucleotides long. RefSeq lists its product with no specific name. Lineage: Eukaryota; Bacillariophyta; Bacillariophyceae; Surirellales; Neidiaceae. The coding region runs from base 14 to 379 and encodes 121 amino acids. Gene Ontology annotation, molecular function: structural constituent of ribosome; mRNA binding. The transcript has a single exon. The record is from RefSeq and is a predicted model, not a curated record. Gene Ontology annotation, cellular component: ribosome; cytosolic large ribosomal subunit. Gene Ontology annotation, biological process: maturation of LSU-rRNA from tricistronic rRNA transcript (SSU-rRNA, 5.8S rRNA, LSU-rRNA); translation.
CAACUAGAAAACAAUGGUGAAAGCUCACGAACUCCGUAAUUUGAACAAGGAUGAACUCCUGAAGACCCUAACGGACUUGCGUAAGGAGCUUUCCGAAUUGCACGUUGCCAAGGUAACGGAUGGAGCCGCUUCUAAGGUUGCCAAGAUCAAGGGCGUCCGCAAGUCGAUUGCACGUGUUUUGACUGUACACAAUCAGCAACAAAAAGAGGGACUCCGCAAGGCGGCCGCUGGCGCCAAGUACAAGUCCAAGGACCUGCGAGUCAAGACGACCCGUGCAAAGCGUCGCGCUCUUUCCAAGUCGGAACUGAAGCAAAAGACUCACAAGCAGUGCAGACGGGAAGCUGCCUUUCCCAAAGUCAAGUUCGCCAUCAAGGCAUAA